Messenger RNA from Mus musculus (house mouse), 1583 nucleotides. It is a transcript of the gene Ctsk, whose product is annotated as cathepsin K. Gene Ontology annotation, molecular function: cysteine-type peptidase activity; fibronectin binding; cysteine-type endopeptidase activity. Gene Ontology annotation, biological process: proteolysis; collagen catabolic process; protein catabolic process. The transcript is spliced from 8 exons. Lineage: Eukaryota; Metazoa; Chordata; Mammalia; Rodentia; Muridae. The record is from RefSeq and is marked reviewed. Gene Ontology annotation, cellular component: extracellular region; apical plasma membrane; lysosome. Bases 129 to 1118 code for a protein of 329 amino acids.
UUUCCAGCCACUGCUGGAGUUGACUUCCGCAAUCCUUACCGAAUAAAUCUAGCACCCUUAGUCUUCCGCUCACAGUAGCCACGCUUCCUAUCCGAAAAGAGCCUAGCGAACAGAUUCUCAACAGCAGGAUGUGGGUGUUCAAGUUUCUGCUGCUACCCAUGGUGAGCUUUGCUCUGUCUCCGGAGGAAAUGCUGGACACCCAGUGGGAGCUAUGGAAGAAGACUCACCAGAAGCAGUAUAACAGCAAGGUGGAUGAAAUCUCUCGGCGUUUAAUUUGGGAGAAAAACCUGAAGCAAAUCUCUGCCCAUAACCUGGAGGCCUCUCUUGGUGUCCAUACAUAUGAACUGGCCAUGAACCACUUGGGAGACAUGACCAGUGAAGAAGUGGUUCAGAAGAUGACGGGACUCAGAAUACCUCCCUCUCGAUCCUACAGUAAUGACACUCUCUAUACCCCAGAGUGGGAAGGCAGGGUCCCAGACUCCAUCGACUAUCGAAAGAAAGGAUACGUUACUCCAGUCAAGAACCAGGGCCAGUGUGGUUCCUGUUGGGCUUUCAGCUCUGCCGGGGCCCUGGAGGGCCAACUCAAGAAGAAAACUGGUAAACUCUUAGCUCUGAGUCCCCAGAAUCUUGUGGACUGUGUGACUGAGAAUUAUGGCUGUGGAGGCGGCUAUAUGACCACUGCCUUCCAAUACGUGCAGCAGAACGGAGGCAUUGACUCUGAAGAUGCUUACCCAUAUGUGGGCCAGGAUGAAAGUUGUAUGUAUAACGCCACGGCAAAGGCAGCUAAAUGCAGAGGGUACAGAGAGAUUCCUGUGGGGAACGAGAAAGCCCUGAAGAGAGCAGUGGCGCGGGUAGGACCCAUCUCUGUGUCCAUCGAUGCAAGCUUGGCAUCUUUCCAGUUUUACAGCAGAGGUGUGUACUAUGAUGAAAAUUGUGACCGUGAUAAUGUGAACCAUGCAGUGUUGGUGGUGGGCUAUGGCACCCAGAAGGGAAGCAAGCACUGGAUAAUUAAAAACAGCUGGGGAGAGAGCUGGGGAAACAAAGGAUAUGCUCUCUUGGCUCGGAAUAAGAACAACGCCUGCGGCAUUACCAACAUGGCCAGCUUCCCCAAGAUGUGAUUCCAGCCAGCCAGCCCAUCUCUUCUCAGAUUCCUUCCUUCAUGGUGCAAGAUAUUGGUGGCUUUGGAAGGGAGUGGGCAUGGCGCUCCUGAGAGGGACGCAGCGAUGCUAACUAAGAUUGUUUCAUUUCUCCUCUCGUUGGUGCUUCCAGUGACAACUCUACUUCCCUUCUCUCUGCCCAGGGCCCUUUUCUUUGUGGACACAACAGGGCAUUUUUCUGAGAGUUGUGGACUCUGUGCUGGUAGACAUUGGAGUCCUCCAGCAGGCUGGAGGACUAAGGUGACCUUCCCGAGCCCCUGUCUUCUGUAUACACCAGUGAACAUUUCAGUCUUCCACUGAGAUGCACAAAUCUAUUCGUGAUUCUUUGACAAAUUUACAUGAUAUUAAAAAAAGUGUUUUUCCUUCUUUGUAUUUGAAAUAAAGUAUCUCAUUUACAAUUUAAUAAAGAACACUGCGUCCAUACUA